AUGGACCCAGCGAUUUCGGAUCCUUUCCACUCAGCCGUCGAGAUCCAGGGAGCGAUGCUAGGCAGACACGAGCAGGAAUUGUCUGUUGCUCGACAUGCCGUUGAGACCCUGACCGCCCAAGUCUCCGACCUCACAAGACAGGUUCACCAUCUCCGCCUCGAUCCACCGGCCACUUCCAGGGCUUCCGAAUCUCCGGAGCCCAGAAUCAAUAACCCGCCGUGUUACUCUGGGGAGGCCACUGAAUGCCGCUCGUUCCUCACCCAGUGUGAUAUUGUGUUUUCUCUCCAGCCCAACACUUACUCCAGGAGCACAGCUCGUAUCGCCUAUGUCAUAUCUCUCCUUACUGGACGGGCUCGUGAGUGGGGCACGGCUAUCUGGGAGGCGAGGGCUGAGUGUACUAACCAGUAUCAGGACUUUAAGGAGGAGAUGAUACGGAGCGAAGGGUUGAUCUUCGUCACCGAGCUCGGGGAAAGGAGCUCGCGUUCUCCGUUGCCCCCCUCUCCGCAUCACUACCAUCUUCCUCCGCCGGCUCGGGUGCUGAACCCUAUGCAGCUGGGGGAUUCCCACAGAGGCAGUGUGAAAGACUUUGUCAACUUCAAUGCCAAGCAGGAUGCUGAGCUCCUGCACAAGGCCAUGAAAGGCAUAGGCACUGAUGAGGGCACCAUUCUCAUGCUCCUGACAUCGCGCAGCAACAAUCAACGGCAGGAAAUCAAGGCGGCGUACAAGAAGGCCCACGGAAAGGACCUUGUGAGUGCUUUAAAGUCGGAGCUUGGAGGCUUGUUCGAGACACUCGUUGUGGCGUUGAUGACGCCUCCCAUUUCCUAUGACGCCUCUCAACUCCACAAAGCACUCAAGGGAGCGGGGACUGAUGACGACGUGCUAAUUGAGAUCCUAGCGUCCAGGACCUGCGCCCAGAUCAAAGACGUCGUCAAAGUCUACAAGAAAGAGUGCGGUGGCAAACUGGAGAAAGAUAUCACUGGUGACACCUCGGGCCACUUCCAAAAGCUUCUAGUGAUCCUUCUGCAGGGGAGCAGAGACGAAGGGGUGGAUGAAGACAGGAUUGAGAACGACGCGAAGGAACUGUUUGCUGCUGGCGAGGGGAAGGUUGGCACAGAUGUGGAGAAAUUCAUCAACAUCCUGGGCAACAGGAGCCAUGAACACCUUCGCCUAGUGUUUGACGCCUACAAGAAGCUGGCUGGCAGUGAUAUCGAGGACAGCAUUGAGGGUGAGACUACUGGAAACCUGGAGAACUUAAUGCUGGCUGUUGUGAAGUGUGCUAAGAGUGUCCCAGCCUACUUUGCGGAGUCUCUCAAUGGGUCUAUGAGGCGUGCUGGCACUGAUGACCAGACUCUGAUGAGAAUCAUGGUGUCCAGGAGUGAGACAGACAUGCUGGACAUCAGAGCCUGCUUUAAGAAGAUGUAUGGGGCCUCGCUCUACAACACCAUUCAGGACGACACCGCUGGGGACUACGGAAAGGCCCUGCUCUACCUUUGUGGAGGAAAUGACUGAGGCGCUUUUUGAUGAUGUGCAACGAUGUUGCUCUAUGAUGAUGCGUUAUGGAGCGGCAACGGGCUACACUUGAUACUCUCUGCCAAUUACAAUUAAUUAACACUUGACUUUAUUGGCUUCUGUUCGACGAUUGGCUUGAGAUACCACUUCACUGUAUUGGCUAUGUGUCUUGAUUGCCCACAUUCAACACAUAUUGAACUCAACAGUGUGUGCCCUGUUUUUUCUUAUAUUGUUCAAAUAAUCAGCCCAUUCUUUGACACUAAGGCUGCGUUUACACAGGCAGCCCAAUUCUGAUCUUUUUACAAUAAUUGGUAUUUUGAUCCAAUCAGAUCAGAUGUUUUGUGAAUAAUUGGGCAAAAGAUCAGAAUUGUGAUGCCUAUGUAAACACAGCCUAAUUGUCAUGUCAACCAAACUAUGCUUUGUUUUGUCGAACAAUUUCAGGGAAUAAUGAGAAUAAUAUUGCUAUAACUUUGAAGUUCUCUUCUUUAUUGUUACUUAAAUCAACAUGCUAUCUUACUCUAUAGUAUGUUUCUAUGGGAGUUAUAUAUACAGAUGUAGGAUCUUAAUUUGAUCACUCUUUUGUUGCCGAGAAUUUUCCUGCACGGCAGGAAAUACAAACUUGCCGGGUAUUCGAGGUUUCAAAAGGUUUCUAAACUUUGUAAUUUCCAUUUUAAAAUGUCAACCUUGAUUUGUCCUAUCAAAAAACAUGUAUCAACCCCUACAUUAAUUAUAAUACACACAUGAAUGAACAUUUCUGUUGCUGCAGGAUUAUUUUCUUGCUGUAGCAAACUGACUCAAAUUAAGAUCCUACAUCUGUACAACGCUGCUGUUCAAUUAUUAAAAGGAUAAUGUCUACUA
Oncorhynchus tshawytscha (Chinook salmon) is the source of this 2367-nucleotide messenger RNA. RefSeq names its product annexin A5-like. Gene Ontology annotation, biological process: negative regulation of coagulation. NCBI's taxonomy places the organism in Eukaryota, Metazoa, Chordata, Actinopteri, Salmoniformes, Salmonidae. Gene Ontology annotation, cellular component: cytoplasm. Gene Ontology annotation, molecular function: calcium-dependent phospholipid binding; calcium ion binding. The record is from RefSeq and is a predicted model, not a curated record. The transcript has 13 exons. Bases 1 to 1509 code for a protein of 502 amino acids.